This is a messenger RNA of Orbicella faveolata, 1580 nucleotides long. Its product is annotated as beta-1,3-galactosyltransferase 5-like. Gene Ontology annotation, molecular function: hexosyltransferase activity. Lineage: Eukaryota; Metazoa; Cnidaria; Anthozoa; Scleractinia; Merulinidae. Gene Ontology annotation, cellular component: Golgi membrane. Gene Ontology annotation, biological process: protein O-linked glycosylation. The record is from RefSeq and is a predicted model, not a curated record.
AAAAUAACAGGUAAUAUGUAAAUAGAAAUACUCACGAGGUGUCGUGCAUUCUUUAGUGUUCGCUACUGGAAACGAUUCCUUUUGGUAAGUUGUACCGUGUUUCAUUUCAGGCAAUGUUGUCCCAAUUCAAUGAGACCAAUCAUUCAGGAAUUUUUCCUUAUCAAAGAUGCCUCAUCGCUAGCAUUCCUGAAGAUGCACAGCAAACAGUGCGUCACGUCACUAACUACAUCAUUGUUCCUCUUGCCAUGCUGGUAGCCUUUCUCUCGCUCUUGACCAAUGGCCUUGUUCUCACUGCUGUGAUCCGAACAAGAUCUCUUCAGAAUCCUCCACUGUUACUGCUGUGUAGUCUGUCAAUAACUGACUUGCUGUGGGCUUUGUUUUCCAUUGUCAGACACACCGUAAGAUAUACUAGUGAAGGUCUUUGCCCCGAAAAAAGCGAGGAGGGGUCUUGGUUUGCUUCCUUGUGUGUGACAGCAACCGUUGGUAACCUGACCAUUAUUAGUAGAGAUCGAUAUUCAGCGGUGAGCAAACCUUUGCUGUACCGCAGCAAUGUGAAAAAAUCACGGGUUAUAAAACAAGCUUCUGUCGUUUGGCUUUACAGUUUCCUGUCAUCUGGAUUCGUUUACGCAAACGCGCAUUCCCUUAUUUCUGGUGUAGUGCCACUACUUGCGCAAGUCAGAAUGUUGUUGCUGGUGCAUGCACGAACGUCAAGGCUUUUCAUUGCAUUGCUGAUUUCUGUCAUUUUCACCGUGGCAAUCAUCAUUUCCUUUUUACAAAAGAGCGACUUGUAUAAUUGCGCCAGUUCACCUGGUACACCGCAAGAGUCGCUUGGCCCUGCUCCAAAAGUUCCAUUCUCAACAGUUGCAGAAGGCACCCUUCCACACCGAACACAUUUAACAUCCCGUAUGCGAUGCACUCAAAAAUUAUUCCUUCUGAUUUUGGUGGUUACAGCUCCGGACAAUAUUGGUAGAAGGAACGUUAUUCGGAAAACGUGGGGAAGCGAUCCAUCAAUGAACAUAAGAUGGAAAACAAUGUUUCUUAUCGGUCAAGCGAAAGACAGUACACAGGAGGAAUAUUUAAAAGCUGAGAACCUAAUGUGCAAUGACUUAAUACGAGGAGCACAGAGAGACACUUAUCAAAAUCUAACACUGAAGACGCAAAUGGGUCUGGAAUGGGCGGCAAAAUAUUGCGACUUUCAGUUUGUAAUGAAAACGGACGACGACGUUUUUGUCAAUCCUUACAGACUGAUGGACUAUCUAGGAAACCCCGACACACCCAAAACUAAGCUGUUUCUCGGAUACGUGAGGCGAAAAGUGGUACCUCUUCGGCAAGGAAGGAAUGGAGUGUCCGUGGAAGAGUACAAUAAAAACAUAUAUCCUGACUUUUGUGGCGGCGUGGGCUACGUGCUAUCAUCAGACCUUGUCCUGAAAAUGGUGCAGAUUUUUGAUGCCAAGAAACCUUUGAAGCUUGAAGACGUGUACAUAGGUACAUUAGUGGAAAGGCUGGGACAUGAAGUAAUUAAGAGUGGUUUCAACGACCCAUCAAAUCUAAGUAUUGGAAACUGUUUUGACCCACUUUAA